AGCAGCACGACGCGUCUGUUGCUUGCUGCCUUUCAUCAUGCAAAAACGAGCCACUCCAGACACCGGCAACACACCAGCUAUUGUUGGUCCACUAGCAAAACGACGAGCAUACCAUCCAUGGAUGGAACCAUUUGAGCUAGGCAAGAAAGCCUUUGCUGAAGCAAAGUAUAAAGAAGCCGUCGGUCACUUUUCGAACGCCAUCAACCUCAACGACAGCAGCAACAUAACGCUGAUCGAUUGCCGCGCAGCCGCGCAUGAAAAGGAUGGAAACCUUACCAAGGGAUUGGAAGAUGCAUUAACAAUGAUCAAGGCUAGCCCAACACACUCUAAAGGGUACCUUCGAGCCGGAAAACUUUUCUCGCUCCAAGAACGUCUCCCAAAAGCUGUCGCAGUUUACGAUCGCGCGUUAAAGACAGUUGCAAAAACAGAUCCACGCUAUACCCAGUUGACCGAAAUGAAAAAGGCAGUACAGAAGCAGCUCAAGAAGCAAAAGCAACAGCGAAUCGACUUUGUUAAAGUACUGCCAUUCGAUAUAAUCGAGCAUAUUUUCGAGCUGCUCUCCUUUGAACGGCGGAUACAAUGCAUGGCUGUCUCCCGUUCCUGGCGCACGCUGCUAAAGGGCUGGUCUGGUAUGUGGCGAGAAAUCGACUUUAGCUCGUCCAAGCUAUCGGCACAUGCGAUGAAACAGUACAUGUCUUAUGUCAACGGCCGCUACAUGCGCAAAUUUACGAUGGCUGGAAACCGUAACCGAUCAAACAAAAUGCUGCAACUAUUGAUAGACCGUGAUUGUCACUAUGUUGAAUGCCUUCGAUUUAUCGAGUGCGACCUGCAACUUGAUUUGCUUUUACGCACUCUGCGGCUUAUGGGAAGGCAUUUAAGGUUUUUGCAGCUGACGGAUACGGGCAUCCCAUUAUCAACACUUUCGGAAGUUCUCGAGAUCUGUCCAACGAUCUCUCGAAUAGUAUACCAGGACGAGACACCUUCAGACUUACAAAUCAAGAAAGCGCUUGCUCUCACGCACAUAGAAUUAUCGUUUACAAGCAGCCGAUCCAUUGACUUUGCAACUCUGAAAAACCUACUUGUACACUGUCCACAUCUGACACAUCUUGCGCUUUAUCCCCCGUACGGCGAUGCUGUAUUCUCGUUGGCAUGGCAGUCGUGUCCUCAGUUGACCAGUUUCCGUUACCAGCAGCAUCAUGCCGGCUGGGAUGACAUGGCAGCAUCAGCAACAGCAGCACCAAAGAAACGUGGAAUCUCCGAACUAGGAUUUCCCACGUUCUGUGAGAUUAGCGACGACACUGUAGCAUCUGCCAUUCAAACGAACCACAAUACUUUGGAGAUCCUUGACAUACGUGGUUGUGCACGACUAACCUCGCAAAUAACGGAACGACUUUCUGCUGUCGGCGCACCACAGCUACGUGAAUUAUAUAUAGAGAACUCAGCAGCAUUCACCGAGGCCAGUUUGUGUGCUGUCUUGCAGAGUUGCACGGCUCUACAAGUGGUGCACCUCCAGUCCGUAGCCUCGGUGACAAACACAGUUCUUAAGGCAUUAAGCGGAGCAACGAUGCUGAGAAAAGUUAAUAUAUCAAACUGUCCCAAAGUCACGGGUACUGGUUUGCGACAGCUGGUGGAUAAUGUGGAUGGAUUGCAACUACUAAUGCUUAACAACUGCAAUGCCAUAAGCCAAGAUGCAGUCAGUUAUGCGCGCGACAAGUUGGGACGACAUGGGGUUGAAUGUAGAUACAGCACGUAUAGAUAAACUGUUCACUACCGCCAUGCUCCUCCACGAUAAAGAUGUAAAUAUGUAAAGCUUAUCUGUCCGGAACUUGAAGAGCUAAUUGAACCUUAUCAAGGAAGUGUAAGCCCGCAAAAAAACCGUAUAAUAAAGACAAUUUAUCAACCCGCG
Zychaea mexicana is the source of this 1906-nucleotide messenger RNA. RefSeq lists its product as uncharacterized. Gene Ontology annotation, molecular function: Hsp90 protein binding. NCBI's taxonomy places the organism in Eukaryota, Fungi, Mucoromycota, Mucoromycetes, Mucorales, Lichtheimiaceae. The transcript is spliced from 2 exons. The record is from RefSeq and is a predicted model, not a curated record. Bases 38 to 1759 code for a protein of 573 amino acids.